Cinclus cinclus is the source of this 2265-nucleotide messenger RNA. RefSeq names its product zinc finger protein 239-like. Gene Ontology annotation, biological process: negative regulation of transcription by RNA polymerase II; regulation of immune system process; regulation of cytokine production. The record is from RefSeq and is a predicted model, not a curated record. Lineage: Eukaryota; Metazoa; Chordata; Aves; Passeriformes; Cinclidae. Bases 513 to 1511 code for a protein of 332 amino acids. The transcript is spliced from 3 exons.
AACCCCGCGCUGCUUCCGCACACCAAUCACAGCGCGCGAUCGCUCCUAGAUUUGCAUAACCACGCCCUCUGCUCCGACACCGCCCACCACCGGCUGUAGCCGGGUCUAGGCGCAGUUUGCUCCCAGUUCCCUCCCAGUGCUCCCAGUAAGAGCGGUACUGGCAGGGAGAGCGCUCCCAGUUGCUUCUAGGUGCUGUCAGGAUCGUUACCAGUGCUCCCAGUAUCACUUCCCAGUGCCGCGCGGGGCGCAACCGCUUUGCAAUCCCCCAGGGCGGAGCGCGGCUGCUUUUGCGCGUCGGCACCGGGCCGGGCCGGGCUGGGGGAGGAGGAGCGGAAGGAAGAAGAGUAGUGGAAGGAAGAGCAGCAGCAGAACCGAGCGGCUCACUCGCUCGCCCGCUCUAGGCCGCAGCUUCCCCGACUUCCCCGGCAUCACCCCUCCCCCCGGAAGCCGCAGCUGAACUUGGCCCGCAGGAACAUAAACCCAACGCGCUCAACCCUUCUUUUCCCCCAAAAAUGGAUUUCCCAUUCCUAAACCUUGGCCCGAUGGAGGAGGAGGCCGUGAGGAAGAAGAACAUGCCCCCGGAGCCCCAGGCAGACAAGGAGCUGAGGAUGGAGACCAGGGAGGACAAAUCCCUGCAGCAGAACCUUGUGGAAGAGGCUGUUUGGAGCAGCUCCAUUGCACAGGAAACCAGCGAGGAGGAAAAGCCCGGGAGAUCCCACAUGAGGAUGGGCUGCAAACACAGUUCUUGGGUAUCCGAGGAGGAGAACCAGGGCCAAAGAACCGGACAGAGCUGCAGCCAGAGCUCAGAGCUGGGGUUCCAUGAGCAUCUUCAUGAUGCGGAUAAGCCCCACAAGUGUUCAAAUUGUGGGAAGAGCUUCAGCAAGAGAUCCUCCCUGAUCUGGCACUGGAGAAUCCACAUGGGGGAACGGCCCUAUGAGUGUGGGGAGUGUGGAAAGAGCUUCAGUACGAGAUUCAAACUGAUCCGCCACCAGAUGAUCCACACUGGGGAGAGGCCCUAUGAAUGUGACAUACGCAGGAAGAGGUUUCAGACCAGCUCCAAUCUCGUCAUGCAUCAGCGGAUUCACACAGAAGAGAGGCCCUUCCGCUGCCCUGACUGUGGGAAGGGCUUCAAAUACAACUCCCGCCUUGUCUCCCACAGGCGCAUCCACACUGGGGAGAUGCCCUAUGAGUGUGGGCAGUGUGGGAAGUGCUUCAGGACAAGCUCUGAACUGAUUGUCCACCAAAGGAUCCACACAGGGGAACAGCCCUAUGAGUGUGAUAAAUGCAGCAAGAGGUUUCUGACCAGCUCCAGUCUCCUCCUGCACCAGCGCAUUCACAUAGAGGAGAGGCCCUUCUGCUGCCCCGACUACGGGAAGGGCUUCAGGCACAACUCCAACCUCGUCACCCACCGGCGCAUCCACACUGGGGAGAGGCCCUAUGAGUGUUCUGAGUGUGGGAAGAGCUUUUCACAGAGCUCUCACCUGACCAAACACCAAUGGAGGCACCACUAAGGGAAGCCCUGCAAAUCAAGUGCAGGAAGAGCUUCAUGUGCUGCUCCAGCUCCAUUCUCCAUGGCAGGAUCUGUGCUGGAUGAUGCCGAGUGACCCCUGGUGGGCAGAGCCCCGGUGAUCCAUGUUAGGAAGACACCUGGCUGGGCGGCUCUUCAUCCUCCUGGCUUCCCUUGAGCACCUGGACAUAUCCACAGAUCAACAUCAGAAAUCCAUUGUGAAGAGCACGUUUGUCGACUUCUGACCCGAGAAAAAUCUCACUCUUUGCAUCUUCUGGUGGCAUCAAGCAACACUGAAUGGCCUUGGAGGUCUUCUCCAAUAGAAAUCCAUCAUUUUAAUCCUUUCUGGCUCAUGGGCAUCUUCCACAGCCAAAUGGGAACAUAUUGGGGCAAACCCCACAAUUUUGGAGAUGGUGGGGUGGAAACCCCUUCAAAAAGGGUUCUUCCCACCCAGCCAAGCAUGUGGAUGCUUUGCCAGCAGGGACACAUAAAUUCUUUUGUUUUGGCCUUGAAACAAAAAGGUUUCUGUUCAUUCCUUUGAAAGCCCUGUAACUGGGGUGUCCUGGUUUGAAGGACAGGUGUUUGCCAAGGAAAGCAGAAGCUUCCCCUUGGACUGAAAGAAAAUAUGAUUCUUCCGAUUAUUAUAAUUUCGGAAUUAAGAGAGCUCUCAGGCAAAGAUAUGGGGGUAGGAAUAACAGUUCUUUACUAGUAUAUUUAACAAGACAAACAAGAACAACAACAGCUAUGAAAUUACCCAC